Messenger RNA from Entelurus aequoreus (snake pipefish), 552 nucleotides. Its product is annotated as fibroblast growth factor 20-like. Gene Ontology annotation, molecular function: growth factor activity; fibroblast growth factor receptor binding. The record is from RefSeq and is a predicted model, not a curated record. Gene Ontology annotation, cellular component: cytoplasm. Lineage: Eukaryota; Metazoa; Chordata; Actinopteri; Syngnathiformes; Syngnathidae. The transcript has 2 exons. Gene Ontology annotation, biological process: positive regulation of protein phosphorylation; animal organ morphogenesis; positive regulation of gene expression. Bases 124 to 552 code for a protein of 142 amino acids.
GUGGAGAGAAAGAAAGCCAUUGCACAGCGUGGACAUGUUUGUAACGGAGAACAUGCAAUAAGUGAUCGUUUCCACGCAAGAGUGCUCACUCUGUGAACUUCGCCCACUGUGCGGCUUGACGCGAUGGCUGCUGCUGCUGCUUCUCUGGGGGAAGUUGGAGGCGUCCUGCACGGCAUUGCUGAUGGGCUCGCGCACGUCGGCUCCCACUUCGUCCUGACCCCACUGGUGGAGGGUCCCACCCUGCUUGGGGAGCACCUCGUACCCGGGGACCGGCUGUCCCGCAGCAGCACCCCGGCGGAUUUAACGCACCUCAAAGGGAUCCUGAGGAGGAGACAGUUGUACUGCAGGACGGGCUUCCAUUUGGAGAUACUUCCGGAUGGCACCGUGCAGGGGACCAGAAAGGACCACAGUCGUUCCGGGAUUUUGGAAUUCAUAAGCCUGGCUGUUGGCUUAAUAAGCAUUCGAGGAGUGGACAGUGGACUCUAUCUGGGGAUGAAUGAUAAAGGAGAGCUAUAUGGCUCUGUAAGUACAUUCUUCUUAUUCAUCCUGUGA